AUGAAUUCGGUCCGCCUGACCCUCCUCUGCCUCGCCGCAGGAUCCCUCUGCUGCGUGCUGCUCGUGCGCUACCCUGCCGGACCGCUUCACCGCGUCCGUGCUUACUGGCGAGCGCAUGGCGGCUGGCUCGAGGCCAUCGGCCUGGGACGGCCGCCUUCCUCCGACCCCGGCGAGGCGAGCGGCGGCUGGCCCGGGCUGGAGUCGUCCGCCGGCCAGCAGGCGGGGGGCAUCGGGAGGACGGGAGGGCCGAUCCUCAGCAGCGACGUCUCACCUGGCGGCGGCCAGGACGCGGCGGGGGCGGGGGCCCUGGCCGACCUGGCGGCUGGAGAAGCGGAGGCGCGGCUUGGCGCAGGGUGCGUGGAUGGGCCCCGGGUCGAUGGCGACGCUUGGAUGUUGCACUGCUACCUGGACUGGUUCACGCUGACGGAGGCUGAGGGGGGGUGCUUCGGCGACGAGGCCUGCACCGUCCUCCACGACUUCGGGUGCGACGGCGUCCAGUGGAGGUACUCUUUCAGCACACUCGAUUCAGUUCAGGCGGCCGGGGCCACCCGCAGCGCCUGCACGAAGCUCUGCAAGGCUGGCGUCGGCCUCCUCUCGAGCCAGAGCACCGCCGCUCCCGCUCCCGCGGCACCGCCGGCGGGGGCCUCCGGCGAGGCCCGCGACUCUGCGAUCGUGCUGUUGUUUGAGACAGAGGCCAUGACGUCGCAGAAGCUGCCCGCUCUGAGGUGCGCCGAGCAGUACGUGGCCCAGCUCUGGAAGAGCGGGGUGCGCCACCGGUUGGUGGGCACAGGGGCGCCUUACAUAGGCUGGGGCACCAAGUGGCGGGUCAUGCGCCAGGCGCUGGAGGAGCUGGCCCCCUGA
Messenger RNA from Prorocentrum cordatum, 861 nucleotides. The record is from the annotation of a GenBank genome assembly. Lineage: Eukaryota; Dinophyceae; Prorocentrales; Prorocentraceae.